CUAAUAUCAAUCAUCAAAUGAACUCACUUCCUUUUUGCCGUUUCACCAAUUGUUCGUUAUCUUUUUCCUCCAUCUCCUUCUUCACCUUAAUUAAUUUCUAAAUAACUUCUCCCUGGAAACAGCUUUUCAUUUGAGUUACGUACGUCAUCGUCAUGGCGAUGUGGAGCGCAAGAUCGAAAGCAAUCGGAGAUUAUGUCAAGAGAUGUGUCUGCAGCAACGGCCGUUUUAUGGCUGGCCUUGUCGACCACCGGAGCAAUCCCUUCGGCUCAUCUCUAGCCAGCGGGGUUGCAGAAACCUCUAGACACGCUCUUCCGUUUCCAUGCAACAUGGCUGCCCCUUUUCUGGUUCGGCGGUUCGAGUCCACGUUAGCAGGAAAACAACUGGAAUUACUGCAUGCUGGCGAUGCAGAUGAUGAUCAGGCAUUGGAUUUUCCCGGAGGGAAAGUUACAUAUACGCCCGAAAUGAAAUUCAUUUGGGAGAAUUAUGUGAAAAGAGUACCUUGCUAUCGAGUUCUUGAUGAAAAUGGAGACCAAAUUAUGGGUAGCAAUUUUAAGGAGAUGAGCAAGGAAGUUGCAUUGAAAAUGUACAAUGACAUGGUUACUCUGCAAUUCAUGGACACUAUAUUCUAUGAAGCACAAAGACAAGGAAGAAUAUCCUUUUACAUGACAACAAUUGGUGAAGAAGCCAUUAACAUAGCAUCUGCAGCUGCGCUUAACGAUGAUGAUCUUGUCUUGCCUCAGUAUCGUGAGCCAGGAGUUCUAUUAUGGCGUGGCUUCACAUUGCAAGACUUUGCCAACCAAUGCUUUGGAAACAAGGAUGAUGGUGGGAAAGGACGACAGAUGCCUGUUCAUUAUGGGUCCAAAAAGCACAACUACUUAACAGUUUCAUCACCUAUAGCCACACAACUUCCUCAGGCUGCCGGUAUUGCCUACUCUCUUAAGAUGGACAAACAGGAUGCUUGUGUGGUAGCGUUUAUUGGGGAUGGUGGAACUAGUGAGGGAGAUUUUCAUGCUGGCUUGAACUUUGCAGCAGUUAUGGAAGCCCCAGUGAUUUUUAUCUGUCGCAACAAUGGUUGGGCUAUCAGUACACAUAUAUCCGAACAAUUUCGAAGUGAUGGCAUUGUUGUAAAGGGUCAAGCUUAUGGAAUCAGAAGCAUCCGAGUAGAUGGAAGUGAUGCUCUUGCUGUUUACACUGCAAUUCACACUGCUCGUGAAAUGGCAGUCAGUGAGCAAAGACCAGUACUAGUUGAGACCCUUGCAUAUAGAAUAGGACACCAUUCAACAUCAGAUGACUCCACCAAGUACCGGCCCCUUGAUGAAAUUGAAUACUGGAAAAUGGCUAGAAACCCUGUAAAUAGGUUUAGAGGAUGGAUUGAAAAGAAAGGUUGGUGGAGUGAAAAAGAAGAAUCUGAGCUCCGAAUCAGCAUCAAGAAGCAGGUAUUGCAAGCAAUUCAGGUUGCAGAGCGAACAGAGAAGCCUCCAAUUGCAGAGUUGUUCUCUGACGUAUAUGAUCAGCCACCAGAUAACCUUCGAGAGCAAGAGACAGAACUCAGAGAAACAAUUAACAAAUAUCCUCAAGAUUACCCCUCUGGUUUUCCUUUCUAGAUUAAACUGGAUGUUGUAUAUCAGGACUUAAAAAGCAGUGUUACAAGUUUCCAGUAUCAAAAUUGGAUGGGAAACCAAAUUUUCUUCAUUAUAACAAAUAUAAAUAAGAUUGAGUG
Rubroshorea leprosula is the source of this 1720-nucleotide messenger RNA. NCBI's taxonomy places the organism in Eukaryota, Viridiplantae, Streptophyta, Magnoliopsida, Malvales, Dipterocarpaceae. The record is from the annotation of a GenBank genome assembly.